AUGGACACUGUGCCUCCAAGGUUACGUCCAAUCAACCCCAACUUCCUGCAUUCCACAUAUGUCCCCUGCAAGGCGGAAGUUUCUCGGAUGUCGGAGAUGUUGACCAAAGACACAAAAAAGCUGAAGCAGUACAAAACCGAGAUUGAUCUUCUGCGUCGGAAAUUGGAACAGCUGGAAACCCAGGAACAGGACCUCGAAACUCGUAUUGAGAAAUGUUGUUCUGUGCUCGCUGUCACGAGUCAGCGUAAACUGCCCAGAGAGAUAUGGGAGAAUAUUUUCCACAUUGCCUGUUUCUCGCACUCGCAGGGCUGGUACAGGUCGCUUAUCAUCAGAUCUGAUGUUUAUCGCGGCAGGCGCCAAAAAGGCAUCCUCAGCGUCCCUAUCAUUCUCACCCACGUCUGCUCUCGUUGGAGGGAAAUCGUCACUCAAUGUCCUAGGCUUUGGGCCUCCAUCCAUAUCAGACUGUGGGAGGGAUACCCCAGAAGCGGGAAGAAGCUGGUCAAAAUGGUUUUGGCAAAUUCUGCUCCCUGUCCAUUAACCCUCCGGAUUUUUCUAUUCAAUUACGACGUCAUUCGUGAGCGUGUCCGAGCCACCUGCGAAGUUCUUGCAGAUCAUUUUUCACGAUGCGAACGACUCUUCGUCUACUUCGGCGCCUCCGCCAGAAUAGACCCCCUUACUCCCUUUCGAGGGCAGAAUAUCACGUUCAACAACCUCGGGUUUUUCAGUUUCUACGGUAAUCGUUCUGACGAACUGGACAUAGAUAAUCCCUUCUGUCAAGCGCUUCGCCAUGCACCAAAAUUGACGGGAGUAGAACUGGGGUACAUCCUCUAUCCCCUCAAUUUACUUCCCAACCAGCAAAUCACUACCCUGAGCAUAGCAACUUUGGACGUACAUCACUUCGAUGACUUCCUCUUAGUACUGGAGGUUUCUAGAUGCCUUUGUGCUCUGAAAUUAAAAACGUUUUAUACCCACAGGCAAGAUGAUCCUCCCGGCCUUGUCCCCCGUCGCGUGGAACUCCCCUGUUUGAGCAAUCUGUCCAUCUGCUUUUAUCAUCCACCGACAUUCAAUGAUCCCAUGUUGGAGGUGUUACUCUCCUCACUUGUGUUACCUUCGCUUUCGUCCUACGAGCUGUCGUGCGCUUUCCCUUCAGACAUAACAUACAGUCACUGGCCGUCAUGGCUGUGUGGCAUGCUUCAAUACUCAUCUGCAACCCUACGACAUCUGCAACUCACCCUCUCAUUCCCAUACGAUACUGUUAACUGGGACAUGGAGCCGUUAUCAGUGCUCAUAAACACAGUUCCUCGCCUAGACCACCUUCAUUUGAGGGUGGUAUCCAGGGGGACAUUCUCCGACUGGGGCGAAUCCAUGAUCACCCACUUCCUUUCUGACCUCGCAGACGUAAAGUCUGAUAAUGCGAUCGUCCCGAACCUGACCUACCUGUGUUUGACGAAAACCAAAUUGACCUUUGACAUCAUAAGGCUGGUCGUCGAUGUAGCAGCCUCGAGGAGUCCCAGUCGCCUUUCUGCUAUGGUCGACGUCAAUGUCCGUCCAUUGGAAGAGUUACGUGUUAUCCACUUCGAGCCUAACUCACCAUCACGUUUCGUGGAACCUUAUCGGGAGGCAAUAGAAGGACUGGAACGAGAUGGGGUGAAGAUUGUCAUUUGA
This is a messenger RNA of Marasmius oreades (fairy-ring Marasmius), 1665 nucleotides long. RefSeq lists its product as uncharacterized. The coding region runs from base 1 to 1665 and encodes 554 amino acids. The transcript has a single exon. NCBI's taxonomy places the organism in Eukaryota, Fungi, Basidiomycota, Agaricomycetes, Agaricales, Marasmiaceae. The record is from RefSeq and is a predicted model, not a curated record.